Melampsora larici-populina 98AG31 is the source of this 491-nucleotide messenger RNA. RefSeq lists its product as uncharacterized. The record is from RefSeq and is a predicted model, not a curated record. The coding region runs from base 4 to 387 and encodes 127 amino acids. Gene Ontology annotation, biological process: mitochondrial electron transport, ubiquinol to cytochrome c. The transcript is spliced from 3 exons. Lineage: Eukaryota; Fungi; Basidiomycota; Pucciniomycetes; Pucciniales; Melampsoraceae.
UCAAUGUCAGCCCUUGGAGUUUCAGUUUACCAACAAAUUCGUGCCAACAAAUCCUUAUAUCGCUUCUUGAAGCCGAUUGCGAGUUGGUACGCUAACCUCGCUGGUUAUCGGCAACAUGGCCUCAAGUAUGACGAUUUGAUCAUUGAAGAAAAUCCAGCCAUGCAAAAGGCCAUCUCUCGAUUAACGGAACGAGAACAAUACGAUCGAGCGUACCGACUUCGAGUGGCUUUUCAACUCUCUAUCCUUCACAAGGAAUUACCAAAAGCCCAAUGGACCAAACCGGAAGAAGAUGUAAGGUAUCUCUCGCCAUUAGUUAAGGAGAUCGAGGCUGAAGAGAAGGAAAGAGCUGCCUGGGAUACGGCACAAGUCGCCAAGUCCUCUCACUGAUCUGCGGCGACACAUUGAAGUUUCGUCGAUCAUGUUUGCUGGUCCUUGGGUCAUCAUCAUUUUGGCAAUGAAACAGUCUUCACUUUUGUCUUGUUAUUGAUGAG